Messenger RNA from Hemibagrus wyckioides, 1218 nucleotides. RefSeq names its product serine/threonine-protein kinase pim-3-like. The coding region runs from base 59 to 514 and encodes 151 amino acids. Gene Ontology annotation, cellular component: cytoplasm. Gene Ontology annotation, biological process: protein autophosphorylation; regulation of mitotic cell cycle; negative regulation of apoptotic process. The record is from RefSeq and is a predicted model, not a curated record. The transcript has 4 exons. NCBI's taxonomy places the organism in Eukaryota, Metazoa, Chordata, Actinopteri, Siluriformes, Bagridae. Gene Ontology annotation, molecular function: ATP binding; protein serine/threonine kinase activity.
UUUUGUCUUGGUGCUGGAGCGACCCAGCCCCUGCCUAGACCUCGGGACAUUCUGCGAAAUGCAGAGAAAUAAUCGUCUCUCGGAAGAUGUGGCUCGAGAGAUCAUGCGGCAGGUGGUUCAAGCCGUUGGUCACUGCUUUGCCCACGGAGUUUUCCACGGCGACCUCCAGUCCAGUAACAUUCUGGUGAAUACGGACACGCUGGAGGUGAAGUUGAUAGACUUUGGCUGCAGCGAUUUGGUGUCAGACUUCGGCAGGAUGGGAUAUAUUUCUUGCAUCUGGAGUCUGGGUUUAAUCCUGGCUGAAAUGAUCUGUGGAGACGUUUAUAUUGAGUCUUCGAAUAAGAUAAUUGAGAAGUGUUCACAGUUUGUUUCUCCAGAGUGCUGCCAGCUGUUAUCAGUGUGCCUGCAAAACCCCAUGGAAGCUCCAACGUUCGAUGAAAUCCUGAACCACAGCUGGUUUAGACAGACACUGCCCAGAUUGCCGGCUCCUGAAGACCCUGGAUCUUCUAACUGACCCAAAAAAUAUCCUUUAAAAAAAAAAAAAAGUGCUUGAUCACGCCCCAGACCCGCCUCCACAUGCUCCCACCACUCGACUCCAUCAGACCUUCUUGCGUCUCUUGGUCAGUAGCCGCCUGCAGCACCGGUGCGAUCCAGCUGAUUAACAGCUGUCGCUCUGCCUGCUUUAAAUUGUAAAAGUUCCCAGAAAGCAUCACUGGCAUCAACACAAGGCCUCAGUGCUCCACUGUAGAAGCACAAGGUCAUGUUGUUGUGUGUUCUUCAGGAAACACAAUUGCACAUCACUUCUGCCACUGUGAUGGGCCAAACAGAUGUUUGCUUCUGGGGUCGUUUUGGCAUCACCUCAGCUAGUCUAAUGGAAAACCAUUGCACUGUUUCUUUAGGCAGCAGCAGAUUUGUUGGGUAUCAGAGCCACCACUGGUCCUAUCUGACCUUAUAGUCUACAGCUAUAGAAGAUUAUUGAUUUAUAAUCACAUUCUCUGGUGGCACCCAGAUGAGGAUGGGUUCCCUUUUGAGUGUGGUUCCUCUCGAGGUUUCUUCCUCAUGUAGUUUCAGGGAGUUUUUCCUCGCCACUGACUUGCUCAUUAGGGAUCUGAAUCUAUAAACUGCUGCUGCUAAAAUGAAAGAAAUGGGCUUUCUGCUGGAUCUCAGACAUCACGACAGUCUUAAGCAUUACUUGAAUAGUUACAUGGGAGGUACAUA